AUGAAGGUCGGUUUGCUGCUUGCCACAGCGUUGGGCGGACCCACCUACGACUGGCAUCGGCCGCCUAGCGAGCCCAUCAUCAUCAGCGAGCAUAACGUGGAUUACGACAUUGUGAGAGAGGAUGUCAAGAUCGCCAAAUUCCUGCGGCUGCCGGUGUCGGUUCGAACCAAGCAUGAGGUGGUGAAGCCAGUAAUGCUGGCGAGGUUGAAUAUCGAGGGAGAGCACGACGCCUUUGCGGUUUUCAGCCACCGGAGGCGAUUUGGAGGUAGCACACACGUGCGCUACGAAUAUAGUAAUUUUUGCGAAUGGCUCCACAAUGAUAAAGACCAACAAUUACGAAUACCCCUACCAAACACCAACAUACUGAGGCGAGGAGACACUGAGAUCCGCGAUAUCAUGUUGUAUGUCGGGUAUGUUAACAGAGAUCAAGAGCGCAUAGCGGACGUUCGAUUGGAAGCCAGAGUCAUAAAUGAUACAAACUCCUCCACUGCUGCCUACGGCAAGGGCUGCGAAGUUUUUAGGUAUGAGAACACGAUACCGGAGCUGGUGCGUAUUGCGGAUGCCCACGGAUACAAUACAGACGUUGUGGUAAGAACGAAUCAAACAUCUAUGGAUCUAGGUACUUUGAAUAAUGACAGGUUCAUUUCGGUGACACUCGACAUCCCUCGCUACCUUCACGCAAUCCACAAACCCAAAUUGACUUUGACACUAACUGCCCCAAGACCAACUAACAAGUCGCUGAGCCAGUCUGGGCUAGAUAAACCGCCAAUCGAUAAGCCCCAAUUAAGCGCUGCUUCAGCAUCUAGUCCGAACGUACCACGCGAUCCGCUUGCCCACCAGAGCCGAUACCCGGGACCUUCGCUUCACGGACACCAACAUUGGAUGCCCCGACGCAAUCAGGAAGAACCGCUCCAGACACAGGCCUUGGUCGAGGCCCAAGCUCUGGUCGAGGCCCAAGCUCUGGUCGAGGCCCAAGCCUUACUGGAUAAACGAAGGCAACUGCGGAUCGAACAUGACCCGGCUUCCCAGCCCCUUGCCGCUGGGGGACUCAGCGAGUUACAGAGUGUCCUUCCGGAUGCGGAUAGACCACCCCACGGAGGAGGACUCCUUUACGCAAGACCAUCUUAUGGCGAGCCCCCAUACGGAGGACCGGUUUACGGAGGACCCCCUUACGGAGGACCCCCAUACGGAGAACCCGCUUACGGAGGACCGGCUUACGGAGGACCGGCUUACGGAGGACCGGCUUACGGAGGACCCCCUUACGGAAGACACCCUUAUGGAGGACCACCAAUCCCAUACGGAAAGCCGUCAUAUGGAGGACCUCCAGUGCCAUACGGAGGACAGCCACCCCUAUUCGGUGGACCACCGCCACCAUACGGGGGAGCAGUGCUACCCGGGCCCGAUUCUUUUCGCCCCGUUCCUUUACUCCCCCGGCAAGAGGCCAGCGAUCAAGACAUCGAGACGAUGCUAAGCCAGUUCAAAACGAUAUUGGUUCCGUACACCAAUGACAAUAUUUGGGAAGGUAUAGUUAUGAAGCCACUCGAGGCUUCGGUUGAUGACGAGGGAAUAAUUCAGGUAGGGUAUGACCUAUCGUCAUUGGCCGAUGAUAUUUACCGAGCUAAGAAUAUGUUCUCUGAUCGGUCGGUGGUGAUGUCGUUAUUCAUUUUCGAUUUGACAAGAAGGUCCAACACGAACUUUCACGUCCAAGCCCGGUUGGUCAUGAACGAUGCCCCACCAAAAGUGCUUCUCGUAGCUGCAGGAGAUCUGACAGGAGACGCCAGCUGGUUCAAUCCUCGAGACCUCGUGGUCGAAUGUUGCGUCUUCAUAUUCCUCAUUCUGAUUGUCCACACAUUAGCCACGGCGGUUGUACACCUUACAGAUAAAAAUGAUGGCUACGUUGUGAUGGAGAAUCGCGAAAUGGUAUGA
This is a messenger RNA of Gregarina niphandrodes, 1926 nucleotides long. Its product is annotated as putative transmembrane protein. The record is from RefSeq and is a predicted model, not a curated record. NCBI's taxonomy places the organism in Eukaryota, Apicomplexa, Conoidasida, Eugregarinorida, Gregarinidae. The transcript is spliced from 2 exons. The coding region runs from base 1 to 1926 and encodes 641 amino acids.